AUGGCAGCCCCUCAAGUCAUUGUGGUCGGCGGUGGAUUGUCUGGCCUGAGUGCCGCUCAUACCGUCUACCUGAACGGCGGCAAUGUCCUCGUUCUCGAUAAGCAGGCUUUCUUCGGUGGCAACUCAACCAAGGCCACCUCCGGCAUCAACGGUGCUCUCACUCGUACCCAGGUCGACCUCGGCAUUGGCGACAGCGUCAAGGCCUUCUAUGAGGAUACCCUCAAGUCCGCCCGUGACAAGGCCCGUCCCGACCUGAUCAAGGUCCUCACCUACAAGUCCGCCUCCGCCGUCGAGUGGCUGCAGGAUGUCUUCAACCUCGACCUCACUCUGGUCUCCCGUCUGGGCGGCCACUCCCACCCCCGCACACACCGUGGCCACGAUGCCAAGUUCCCCGGUAUGGCCAUCACCUACGCUUUGAUGCAGCGUCUCGAGGAGCUCGCCGAGUCCGAGCCUACCCGUGUCCAGAUCGUGAAGAAGGCCCACGUUACUGCCGUGAACAAGUCCGGCAACGACGUGACCGGUGUCACCUACACUCUCAACGGCGAGACCAAGACCGCCGACGGUGUCGUCGUCCUGGCCACCGGUGGUUACGCCGCUGACUUCAGCGAUACCUCUCUCCUCAAGAAGCACCGCCCCGAUACCUACGGACUGUCCUCCACCAACGGCACUCACGCCACUGGUGACGGUCAGAAGAUGCUGAUGGAGAUCGGUGCCAACGGCAUUGACAUGGACAAGGUCCAGGUCCACCCUACCGGUCUGGUCGACCCCAAGGACCCCACUGCCAAGUUCAAGUUCCUCGCUGCCGAGGCCCUCCGUGGUGAGGGUGGUCUCCUGCUCAACUCGGAUGGCCAGCGCUUCUCCGACGAGCUGGGCCACCGUGACUACGUCUCCGGCCAGAUGUGGAAGGAGAAGGAGAAGGGCAAGUGGCCCAUCCGCCUGGUGCUGAACAGCAAGGCCUCCAAGGUCCUGGACUUCCACACCCGCCACUACUCCGGUCGUGGUCUCAUGAAGAAGAUGACCGGCAAGGAGCUCGCUGCCGAGAUUGGCUGCGGCGAGGCUGCCCUCAAGAAGACCUUCGAUGAGUACAACCUCAUUGCCGAUGGCAAGAAGAAGGAUCCCUGGAACAAGAAGUUCUUCCACAACCUCCCAUUCUCCAUCGACGACGAUUUCCACGUCGCUCUCAUGGAGCCCGUCCUCCACUUCACCAUGGGUGGUAUCGAGAUCAACGAGCACGCCGAGGUCCUGAACGGCGAGAAGAAGCCCUUCAACGGUCUGUACGCUUGCGGUGAGCUGGCUGGUGGUGUCCACGGCGCCAACCGUCUCGGUGGUUCCUCCCUGCUGGGCUGUGUCGUCUACGGUCGUGUCGCCGGUGACUCUGCCUCCCAGCACCUCUUCAAGAAGCUCAUCUCCUCCGGCCCCUCCGGUGCCCAGCAGCGUCUCGGCCAGAUCUCCCUGCACAUUGACCCCUCCACCCCCGGCAAGAUCUCCGUCGAGUGGGCCGGUGCCCCUGCUGGCGGUAACCUGCCCAGCAUCGCCGCUGCCCCCGCUGCUGCCUCUGCUGCCGCCGCUACCCCCGCUGGCGAGGACACCUCUGCCAAGGCCGACCCCGUGGCUAGCUUCAAGAUCCCCGAGAAGGAGUUCUCCAUGGAGGAGAUUGCCAAGCACAACAAGAAGGACGACCUGUGGAUCGUCGUCAAGGGUAUUGUCCUGGACGUGACCAACUGGUUGGACGAGCACCCCGGCGGUGCCAACGCUCUGUUCAAUUUCAUGGGUCGUGAUGCUACCGAGGAAUUCGCCAUGCUCCACGACGAUGAGGUCAUCCCCAAGUACGCCGCCCAAACCGUCAUCGGCCGCGUCAAGGGCCAGACCCCCAGCCUGGAGUUGUAA
Penicillium cataractarum is the source of this 1887-nucleotide messenger RNA. It is a transcript of the gene osm1, whose product is annotated as putative fumarate reductase Osm1. Gene Ontology annotation, molecular function: FMN binding; oxidoreductase activity. NCBI's taxonomy places the organism in Eukaryota, Fungi, Ascomycota, Eurotiomycetes, Eurotiales, Aspergillaceae. The record is from RefSeq and is a predicted model, not a curated record. Bases 1 to 1887 code for a protein of 628 amino acids. The transcript is spliced from 4 exons.